Momordica charantia (bitter melon) is the source of this 1687-nucleotide messenger RNA. Its product is annotated as Pectin lyase-like superfamily protein. Gene Ontology annotation, biological process: carbohydrate metabolic process. NCBI's taxonomy places the organism in Eukaryota, Viridiplantae, Streptophyta, Magnoliopsida, Cucurbitales, Cucurbitaceae. The record is from RefSeq and is a predicted model, not a curated record. Gene Ontology annotation, molecular function: polygalacturonase activity.
UUUGUCAUAACCCAAGUUGUCUUUUCAACUGUGGAGCUCAUGUGUGUAUAGUAUACAUCCAUAUAGAACUAGUUUUCAACCUAUAAAUACAAGCCAAUCAUCUUCUCUGCUUCUCAAUCAUAUUCCCAAAAUUCUCUCUCUCUAUAUCUCUCUUUCUUUCUCUCUCUACCUAAUUGAAAUGGAGAUGGGUGGGAAGAAUUUGAAAUGUCUUACAUCUGUUGCUUUCAUUUGUGUUUUCGUUUGGUGUUUUAGUUUGCAAAAUUGCCAUGCAAGAGAAGGCAGGCAUUUGACACACACAAAAACUGGGUCAGGUAGAGAGAUUGAGAAGAAAGUUAGAGAUGACACUGGUUUUUCUGGCYGCCACCGCCACGUUCAUCGCCACCAUGGAGGUAGCGGCCCGUCGAGGUCCACAAGCGGUGGCCGUGUCGGAAGUGAGAAUAUUGUGGGAGUCUCACCAGCAAGUAAAGGUGGUUCUUCCAACUUUAAUGUGUUGGACUUUGGAGCUAAGGGUGAUGGAAGGGCAGAUGACACCAAGGCAUUUCAGGCAGCUUGGGAAGCAGCUUGCAAUGCAGAGGGAUCAACUGUGGAGGUUCCCGCUGGCUCCGAAUUCCUCGUUGGCCCCAUCUCGUUCUCGGGUCCUAAUUGCCAACCGAACAUUGUAUUUCAGUUGGAUGGCAAAAUCAUUGCUCCAACAAGCUCAAGUGCUUGGGGUUCAGGUCUCUUACAGUGGAUUGAGUUCACUAAACUUAAAGGGAUUACAGUGAAGGGUUCAGGAACUAUUGAUGGACAAGGCUCGGCUUGGUGGAACGACUCACCGAUAUACAAUCCUACAAAUGAAAAUUUGGACGAGCAAAGCAGUAGCGGAAAACUUCCAAGCACCAAACCAACAGCACUUAGGUUCUAUGGAAGUGAUGGAGUGACAGUCACUGGAAUAACCAUUCAAAAUAGCCAACAGACUCACCUGAAAUUUGAUGGUUGCACAUCGGUUCAGGUCUUUUCCCUAACCGUUUCAUCGCCCGGUGACAGCCCGAACACAGAUGGAAUUCACUUGCAGAACUCUCAGAACGUGAUCAUCUCAAACAGCAAUCUAGCUUGUGGAGACGAUUGUAUAUCCAUACAAACUGGAAGCUCAGGCAUAUACAUACACAACAUCAACUGUGGACCAGGCCACGGAAUUAGCAUCGGAGGGCUAGGACGCGAUCAAACAAAAGCAUGUGUUUCCAAUGUCACAGUUCGCGACAUCAAACUACGGAACACAAUGACUGGUGUCAGAAUAAAAACAUGGCAGGGUGGUUCAGGCUCAGUACAGGGAAUACUGUUUUCCAACAUUCAAGUUUCGGACGUUCAAACUCCAAUCAUGAUAGACCAAUACUACUGCGACAGAGGCAGAUGCAAUAACGGAUCUUCUGCUGUAGCAAUUUCAGGAGUAAACUAUGUAAACAUUAGAGGAACAUACACUGAAACGCCAGUCCGUUUGGCCUGCAGCGACAGCCUUCCCUGCACCGGUGUGUCAUUGGACACCAUUCAGCUCGAGGGGAGUGGCCGCUCGCCUGAACCGUUCUGUUGGAAGGCAUAUGGCGAGCUGAAAACUUCCACUGUCCCUCCCAUUGAUUGCUUGCAGUCUGGCAAUCCAUCGAUCGCUCGGGCUCGCGAUUCUUGCUAAGCUUGGCAAUGGCAGCUACAUAUU